AUGGCUCCUAAAGCUGGGAAAACAAAGCCACACAAGAGUAAAGGAGAUAAGAAGAAGAAGGAAGAGAAAGUUUUGCCCACUGUCAUUGAGAUAAGCGUUGAAACACCAGACGAAUCCCAAGUGACUCUCAAGGGAAUCUCCACGGACAGAAUCUUGGAUGUGAGGAAGCUCUUGGCGGUCCAUGUUCAGACAUGCCACUUCACCAAUUUCUCUUUCUCUCACCAGGUGCGCGGCACUAGGCUCAAGGAUUCCGUUGACAUCGUAUCACUCAAACCAUGCCACCUCACCAUCGUGGAAGAGGACUACACGGAGGAGCAAGCCACCGCGCACAUACGGCGGCUACUUGACAUUGUCGCUUGCACCACCGCCUUCGGUUCGUCGAAACCGCCGGUAUCUCGCACGUCUCCCAAGGACUCUGGACAGAAGGAAUCAGGUUCAAACGAGGGAGAUUCUCCGGCCGAGAAAGAUGCCGGUGAUUCAGGUUCCGGUCUCAGCCCUAAGCCUAAGGAAUCAGAGAAGAAACUCGUCGGAAACUGUGAAGCUCAGGCGGCGGAAGGCGGGGAAAAGGGCGACAUCAACAUGUGCCCACCGACUCGACUCGGGCAGUUUUAUGAAUUUUUCUCCUUCUCCCACCUGACUCCUCCGAUCCAAUAUAUCAGAAGGUCUGUUCGUCCAUCCAUCGAGGGUAAAGGAUCAGAUGAUCUAUUCCAAGUCGAUAUUAAAGUCUCAAGUGGGAAGCCGAUCACGGUUGUUGCCUCAAGAACAGGUUUUUUCCCAGCUGGGAAGCAGCAGCUUCUGUGUCACUCUUUGGUUGAGCUGCUGCAACAGAUAAGCCGGCCAUUUGAUGCGGCUUAUGACGCUCUCAUGAAAGCUUUCAUUGAACACAAUAAAUUUGGCAACCUUCCGUAUGGUUUCCGGGCAAACACUUGGGUAGUUCCUCCGGUUGUUGCAGAUAGUCCUUCUACUUUUCCGUCACUUCCUGUGGAGGAUGAGACGUGGGGAGGUAAUGGCGGUGGGGCGGGCCGGUCCGGUAAGCAUGACCGAAGAAAGUGGGCUAAAGAAUUUGCGAUUUUGGCAGCGAUGCCUUGUAAAACACCUGAAGAGAGACAGGUUCGAGAUAGGAAGGCCUUUCUACUCCACAGUCUAUUUGUCGACGUUUCAGUUUUCAAAGCGGUGGAAAUCAUAAAGAAUGUAGUAGAGAGCAGUCAACGCUCACCAAAGGAUACGACUGCAUUGGCUUUCCAUGAAGAAAGGGUUGGUGAUUUGGUCAUAAGAGUGGCUAGAGAUGAUCCUGAUGCCAGUUCCAAGCUUGACCGAAAGAGUGAUGGGAGUCGGGUUCUUGAGAUCUCUCAGGAAGAACUUGCUCAAAGGAAUUUGCUUAAAGGGAUCACUGCUGAUGAGAGUGCGACGGUUCAUGAUACGUCUACGUUGGGUGUGGUGGUGGUCAGACAUUGUGGUUUCACAGCCAUUGUAAAGGUUGCUGCUGAGUUUAACUUGGAUGGGAGCCGAAUCCCACUUGAUAUAGACAUCGAAGACCAAUCAGAAGGAGGUGCAAAUGCACUGAAUGUAAAUAGCUUGAGAACUCUCUUGCACAAGUCGUCAACGCCUUCGAGCACAUCCCCGAGAUCACCAAAUGCAGACUCAGAACAAAUACGUGUCGCUAAGUCCCUUGUGAGGAAAGUAUUUAAGGACAGUCUGCAGAAAUUGGAGGCUGAACCUUCAAGAAAUACCAAGCCUAUAAGGUGGGAACUAGGAGCUUGUUGGGUGCAACAUCUGCAAAGUCAAGCUUCUAGUAAAAGUGAGUCUAAGAGCACUGAAGAUGCUAAGCCUGAACCACCUGUUAAGGGUCUUGGAAAGCAAGGUGCACUGCUAAAGGAGAUAAAAAGGAAGAUCGACGUGAAAGCUAACAAGACUGAACAGGGGAAGGAGGCCCUUGCUAAUUCGGCUGACAAUGACAAUAAAUCAGAAACUGAGGAUCUUGAGAAACAAAAUGAGGAAAUGGAAAAGAUGUGGAAAGAACUGGUGACAGAAUCUGCAUAUCAGCGUCUUAAAGAAUCAGAAACUGGUUUUCAUCUCAAGUCACCCAGGGAGCUGAUUGAAUUAGCCCGCAAAUACUACACUGACACUGCUCUUCCGAAACUGGUGGCAGACUUUGGAUCUCUUGAACUCUCACCCGUUGAUGGGAGAACUCUGACAGACUUUAUGCACACCAGAGGCUUACAAAUGCAUUCUUUGGGAAGAGUGGUCGAGCUGGCUGAAAAGCUCCCGCAUGUGGAAUCCCUCUGUAUACAUGAAAUGAUUGUUCGGGCAUACAAGCAUAUACUGCAGGCUGUUGUAGCAGCUGUUGAAAACACUGCUGAUGUGGCCACCUCAAUAGCAUCAUGCUUAAAUGUCCUAUUGGGAACACCGUGUGACACUGAGAGUGAAAAUGAUGAAAAAAUAAAGUGGACCUGGGUAGAAACGUUCAUUUCCAAGAGAUUUGGGUGGAACUGGAAGCAUGAAGGCGGCCAAGAACUGAGAAAAUUCGCCAUUCUUAGAGGACUGUCACACAAGGCAUUGGCGAAGCUUGUAGCAGUGUGCGGCCCAUAUCAUAGAAUGACCGCAGGAGCAUAUAGUCUUCUUGCUGUUGUGUUGUACCACACCGGGGACUUUAACCAGGCUACCAUUUACCAGCAGAAAGCACUCGACAUAAAUGAAAGGGAACUUGGACUAGAUCAUCCAGACACAAUGAAAAGCUACGGCGACCUGGCUGUCUUCUAUUAUCGUCUUCAGCACACAGAGUUAGCGUUGAAGUACGUGAACCGUGCAUUGUACCUUCUGCACCUAACAUGUGGGCCGUCACAUCCAAAUACAGCUGCCACUUAUAUUAAUGUAGCGAUGAUGGAAGAAGGUUUGGGGAAUGUCCAUGUGGCUUUAAGAUACCUUCAUGAAGCGUUGAAAUGUAACCAGAGACUACUCGGAGUUGAUCAUAUCCAGACUGCUGCAAGCUACCAUGCCAUUGCCAUUGCUCUUUCGCUGAUGGAAGCAUACUCCUUGAGCGUCCAACAUGAACAGACCACUCUACAGAUUCUACAAGCAAAACUAGGCCCUGAGGAUCUUCGGACACAGGAUGCGGCUGCUUGGCUGGAGUACUUCGAGUCUAAAGCUCUGGAACAGCAAGAAGCUGCACGAAAUGGUACUCCCAAGCCAGACGCCUCUAUUUCCAGCAAAGGGCAUCUCAGUGUAUCGGACCUGUUGGAUUAUAUAACCCCGGAUACUGAUCUCAAAGCAAGGGAUGCCCAAAGGAAAGCUCGCCUGAAGGUCAAGGGAAGACCAGGGCAAAGUCCAGGACCUGUGUCAGAAGAAAAUCAGAAAGAUAAUGAAAUUCUGGCUCCGAGUCAUAUCACUGUGGAGAGUUCAAGUGACAAAGAGAACAAAUCCGAAGCCAAAUCUGAAGAAACAAAGGUUGAGAAGCGUGAUUUGGAACCUCAGGAGCAGCUGGUUAAGCUCGAGUCUACAGCCCAAGAAGAUGAGGACUCUGACCAAGGAUGGCAAGAAGCUGUCCCGAAAAACCGUUCUUCUGGGCGUAAAACCCGGCCCAGCCUGGCAAAGCUGAACACAAACUUCAUGAACGUGACCCAACAGACAUCAAAAAGCAGAGGAAAAUCCACUAAUUUCGCAUCCCCAAGGACUAGUUCAAAUGAGCUUUCAAUUUCUGCUGCUGGUUCUACAUCCCAGCACGCGAAGAAGCUGCUUUCAAAAAGCCCAAGUUCGAACAGAAAGCCAAACAGUCCCAGUAUCGUGGUAGAACGACCAGUCAACGAUAAGGCAAUCCCAGCUUCCACUGAACAGAUCAACAAGCCAACUCCGAUGGUGAGUCCUGUGAGUGUUAAAGCUGGAAAAUUGUUUUCUUAUAAGGAGGUUGCACUGGCACCCCCUGGAACCAUUGUGAAAAUAGUUGCGGAGAAGUUGGCAGAAGAAACGACUGCCCCAGAGAAUUUGAAUUCGACAAAAGUUGCAGUAGAUGGUCCUGAGAAAGUUAAAGUUGAGGAUGUAGAAAGUGAGAAUAAGCUUGUGGUCACAGAAACGGGAGCGAAAAAUGCUGAUAGCGAUGAACAAGGAGAGGUGGUUGUUGGUGGAUCGGAGUUGAUGAGUUCACCAGGGGAAAUCAAGAAUGUGGAGGCUGAAAAGGAAGCAGCAGAAGCAGUUCAAAAAGAGACAGUCGUAUCAGAUGCAAGACAAGGAAACUCUGAGAGUGUAAAAACGGCUGAGGAAUCAAAUAAGUCAACAACAACAACAAAAGAUUCAAAUGGAAAUGGACCUGCAACCGGAGUGAAGCUAGAGGAGGAUGUCUCUGAUGCUGAACUAAAAGCAGUAGAUGGCGAAACAAAAGAUAGCCCGAAGUCAUCAGUAGCUGCAGAUGGAGAAAAGCAAGACGCAUCCGAGGCACAAAAGGAGAAGAAGCUCUCUGCUUCUGCACCACCGUAUACCCCGACGACCAUUCCAAUUUUUGGGUCGAUUACAGUUCCUGGAUUCAAUGACCAUGUGGGAAUCCUUCCCUCCCCACUGAAUAUGCCACCAAUGCUUCCUGUAAACCACGUCCGCAGGUCAAGUCCUCAUCAGUCGGUAACAGCUCGAGUUCCCUAUGGGCCAAGGCUCUCAGGUGGUGGUUACAACCGAUCCGGAAACAGGGUUCCGCGUAACAAACCAAGCUUCCCCAGUAGCACUGAGUCCAAUGGCGACGCUAAUCAAUUAAAUGGCCCAAGAAUAAUGAACCCUCAUGCUGCUGAGUUCAUACCGAGUCAACCUUGGGUUUCUAAUGGCUAUCCAGUGUCACCAAACGGCUAUUUGCUAUCCCCAAAUGGGGCGGAAAUAACACAAAAUGGGUACCCUCUGUCACCAGUAGCAGGUGGAUAUGUGUGUAACAUACCUGCACAGCCUCAGAAUGGGCUUGUUAUGCCUACACCACUGGCUUUGGAGGAGUUGCCUGGUGCAGAAAGCUCUGAGGAGAAGAGUGGAAGCGAAGAAGAGAGCAACAACGAGAAGAAAGUUGCAGAGGAUGAAGAAGCCACUGCACAAGAAACUGAAGAGACUCUUGAAAAUGGGCACUCCACAGUAGGUGAAGAAAAACCCACAGCACCUGAGAUAUCUGACAAGAAAAAUGGGGAAGGACAUGGAGGCAAGUGCUGGGGAGAUUACAGCGACAACGAAGUUGAGCAAAUCGAAGUCACAAGUUGA
This is a messenger RNA of Thlaspi arvense, 5217 nucleotides long. NCBI's taxonomy places the organism in Eukaryota, Viridiplantae, Streptophyta, Magnoliopsida, Brassicales, Brassicaceae. The record is from the annotation of a GenBank genome assembly.